AUGGCGCAGUAGUCUACCUAUGUCAAAUGAACUCUCGGUUGGUUGUUCGGCCUCGCAGUUUCUGGUCACUUCUGAGAAUGGAUCGCGAUAUGAUAUUUGCAAUUCAACAUCGGUCGGUUCCCCACGUAGAAAUGUGGCCCGAUUCCAGCGUCCAACAGCCUUGUUGUGUGAAAGACAACGUUCUGAAUCUCCUGCAACUCAUUCAAAAAGUCGACAGCAAGAUGCUUCCGUUAACACUAAUAAAAAAAACGAUAGGUUUGUAGCGUCGUUAAAUCUCACCCAGCAUAGAUAUGAUUUUGAAUCCUUGCAAAAACAAAUUGCCAAAAGGAGUGGCGUCCUACUCUUUGGAAACAAGGUUUUAUUCGCUAAAACAGAUGAUUUCGCGAAUGAGGGCUGUCUAGGUUCUGGUACGUGUAGCUCUGUGUACAAAAUGCGACAUCGUACCAAGCCUAAUAUAGUAAUGGCAGUUAAGCAAAUGCGUGUGUCAUCUACGUAUGAAGAGGAAAAUAAACGUAUUAUGAUGGAUCUAAAUAUUGUUACAAAAUGUUUCGAUUGCUCUUACAUCGUUGAGUGCUAUGGAAUAUUCUUCUCCGGAGGUGAUGUUUGGAUAUGCAUGGAAGUCAUGUCAACCUGCUUAGAUAAGCUGUAUCAUGAUCUUCAUCGUCCAUUUCCUGAAAAGGUUUUGGGGAAAGUGACGGUUGCUAUUACCACUGCUUUGGACUAUUUGAAACGGAAACAUAACGUUAUGCAUAGAGACGUUAAACCAUCUAAUAUGCUCUUGAGUUACCAAGGUGUCAUAAAGUUAUGUGACUUUGGAAUAAGUGGAAUUCUUAAGGAUUCUAUUGCCCGUUCACGGCAGCCGGGAUGCACUGGUUAUAUGGCUCCAGAACGUCUUAACAACUCAACAUAUGAUGUUCGUGCAGACAUUUGGUCACUUGGAAUAUCAUUGUUGGAAUUGGCAACCGGAUCUUUUCCAUACACUGGGACUCAUAUUGAGUUUGCUAUUAUGACUAAAAUUAUAUCAGAUCCACCUCCAACGUUACCUCACCACAUACCUUUUACCCCUGCAUUCCGUCAAUUCGUCGAGUUAUGCUUAACAAAGGACCACACUCAGCGUCCAAAAUAUCGCUCAUUAAUGAGUACUGGAUUUUUUGUUCGGCACAACAAGGAACCUCAUGAUGUACUAGAGUGGCUUAAGGGAUUACCAUUACCACACUUACAGUGUUUAGAUGAAACGAAGACCAAUAAUUGGGAUUGCAAAACUCCUACAAGCAUCACAUCCUCUAUGGAUUAUUCGACUGGCACAGUUGAAUCUCCCGAAUCAGUGACCACUCUUAGUCCAGAUAUUUCCGGGGGUGUGAGUAAUAUCUCUCUUGAUGACUCUUCUGAUUCAAAAAAAGCAUCAUGGGAAAAUGUAAGUAAUCAAACUGAGGUAGACGUUACACUAGUUGCAGCACCUAAAGUAAAUUCUGAUUCUAACGAGCAAACACAGUUUACUAUUCAUAAAUCUUCAGUAACUUCUGACCAUUUUGUUAAUGAAAAUAUUUCCCCUCAACUCUCAUCAUUUACAAUUAGUGAACAGUUUUCUGUUGGUCAAAAUCCUCAUUUUUUUAAGACCCGAAAUACAAUAGUUGAUCAGAGUUCAGAAAAUUUUACUUACCUACUAGAGGGAAAGUCCAAUAAGUUCCUCUCCCAGGGCUCUUCAGGUUACGGAUCUGCAGGUUCUGAUAGUUCUCCUGGAUCUCUUGGGAGUGAUAGUCGUCCACCAAGUUCCACCCAAGUUCUUGAUAUGCUAUUGUCCAACAGAAGUAUUAAUGGGAUCCCUCCUUUACCAGCAAUUCAGCGUGCCAAACCUUCGUACACUCUCAGAGUCAAUCAACACAAUAAAUGUUUGAACAAUAUUUCGGAAAACAAUGUUAGUCGAUCUAAUUUGUCAAUCCGUCCCACCGUGUCAGAUUCAUUUUCUAAUCCUAGUUGUCAAGUCUCCUCUGUGCAUUCAAUAAGUGGUUCUGAUCAGUGGAGUACGUUAUCCUUAUCAUCUAGAACAACUCAUAUACCUACAUCUCAACCUGUUACGGAAAAUUCUGUUCAUAAUCAACUAACGUCACUCAUUGAAAAAUUUGAACCCAACUCGAAUAAAGGAGUUGAUUUAUGUGCCAGCACGAAACAUGAAAAGCAUACCCCUUUAAAUAAUGAUUCCGAACAAAAAGGUAAAAGUUUUUGCUCUUCAAAGAUGGAAUUCAUCUGUGGUCGUCCCAAUAUAAACAAACGGAAAGUAGUUGGCCAAUCACGUUCCUCUUCUGUUGGUGCUCAGUUGCAACGCUCUCCCGCUCAAAGAUGGUCAGUCAAACCGCCACAAAUUAUAAGAAAUCUUCAAGUCGAUCAAAAUUCUUCAAUAUGUGUACACGAUAAUACCACUCGUAUGCGCUCGCCAGUAAUUCCAAAUGCUACCUCAUCCAUAUUGAACACGAACCAUGGGACCAUUUUAGGGAAAAAUACGUCUCCACAACAAUAUCAUCAUCAUUAUUUCUAUUAUUAUUAUGACAAUCAACUCGAUGCAAAUAAUCUAAAUAAACCAUCUAAUACAUCAUGGGUAGCCAAAGAAAAUACAAGUACUCUUGGUAGAAAUUCGCCAUCUUAUCUUACUAAUUCAACUUCCAAUUCAUUGGUUAGUAACUCUCUACCCACAAGCAACAUAUCACCUAUUCUUUCAGGAAGAAUGUGUCAACGGUUAAAUACUCAUCCAAUUCCAAGACAAAGCAGUUUGCAAUUUCCAUCUAACGAUUUUAGAUCAUCCAAAAUGGAGUCAAAUUCACUUUUUUUCUCUGGAAUGCUAGGAUCACGUCUACCUAUGGCUUCACAAUCCACUUAUCAGAUUAUAUCCAACGAGGCCCAUGGGCGAUACCUUAACCGAAAUACUUUCCAACAUCCACUUGUAUUCAGUAAUUCAACGUUAAAAGACGCUGGUACAUUGAUAAAGAAAGGUGAACAUCCUAAACAUACACACAGAUCAAUGUCACAACCUCCUAAAUUACGAGAUUGGCUAUCUUUUGAAACAGAAUUGUGAAGAUACAUCUGAUGAUACUAAUGCAUAUCAACAGAAAUAUCGAAAUCCAUUUACGUUCCUAAACUUAGUUCCAGCUCACCUUUGUCUUUCGAUGCUUGCAUCAGCAUUUUGUUGUUAGGGCGAUUUUAUUGAUCAUCUUCAAAUGCUCACAUUCAUUUCUAGUCUUUCCAUUCUCCAUACAAAAUGCAUAACCUACAAAAGCUUUCAGUAACUACUCUUAAAUAUGUUUAUUGGUAAUCGAUUGGGUUACUUUUGUACAUACUAGUGUAAAUUAUGGUCUUCAUUGUAAUUUAUGCCCUAACAGUUUUAUUUGAAGUCAGUUACCUAGUUGUAUUAUUGUUUUAUUAGUCAAGUCUUGAAUUUUUGGAUGAUUUUUAAAAAUAAUCUUUCAACGAAUUCAUGUUAGGUUCCAGAAAAUAAAAUAUUUUUAAGAAUCCGUCUUUUGUGACCGCACAUUAUUAAAUUUCACAUCUUCGAUAUAUGUUUCACUAUGUUAGCUUCAGUUUAACAUGAAGGGGAGAAUGGUACACCCAAAGAUGAGUGUAAGUCUUGAAGAUGUUAUAAGAAUGUAAUAUUCAAACAGGGUAUUUAACACCUUGGUGCCUUUCUGUUCCACACCGAUGAUAGUUCCGAAUAAGAAGACCAUAUGGAAAGGUUGAAACUAAUUAGAUUCAAAUGAACUAAAACAGUAUUAUCAAAACUUUAACUUACCCAACAGGUUUUUUUGAGCAUUGACUUCUUAUUUGCACAAAAGCAGUAACAAUGUGGAUCAUCCAAAUUUCACAUCAUAUUACUCGUUUAGUUUUACUGUUGUAUUUUAUACAAAGUUUUUUUACUAACAUUGUCUUACGCAACUGAUUUCUACUUCAACGACAUACGUUACUUAGAUUUUAUUUGUUUAUUGAGUCUUCUUACCCUAUGCAUUUUUGGUAUUAGAAUGACUUCUAAAAUUG
Molecule: messenger RNA, 4020 nt
Organism: Schistosoma spindalis
Lineage: Eukaryota; Metazoa; Platyhelminthes; Trematoda; Strigeidida; Schistosomatidae
Source: the annotation of a GenBank genome assembly